Molecule: messenger RNA, 702 nt
Organism: Metschnikowia bicuspidata var. bicuspidata NRRL YB-4993
Lineage: Eukaryota; Fungi; Ascomycota; Pichiomycetes; Serinales; Metschnikowiaceae
Exons: 1
Coding region: 1-702 (233 amino acids)
Cellular component (GO): ribonucleoprotein complex
Molecular function (GO): RNA binding
Source: RefSeq, a predicted model, not a curated record
AUGCUGGACCAGACCUCUGGACUGAGGAACCAGGAAACCUCAUCCAGCGCCCCAUCUGGAACUACGCUAUACAUCAAUAACAUCAACGAGAAAAUCGCACUCAAUAAAAUCAAGUUUGUUUUGGCCAAGUUGUUUGGGCGCUAUGGCACCGUGGUUGGAAUCACCGCACAUACAAAUCUCCGGAUGAAAGGCCAGGCCUUCGUCACGUAUAAAGAACCCCAGUCUUGCGAGAAGGCCAUUCUGAAAUUGCAGGGCCGGCCCAUGUUCAAAAAACCAUUACACGUGUCGUUUGCGCAAAAACCGUCGGACCAAGAGAGGAGUCUAAAGGGCGAUUCAGAGGGCAUUUUACGCCGUAAACAGCUUAAAAAAGUUAAAGCAGAGGCCGACGAAAAGGCCAGGGCCGAGGCCCCAGCGGCUCUGCUGGCACCAACGCAAAUAUCCAAAGCACAGGAAAAACAGUGGAAACUGCUUCUGCCGAACAACGUCUUGCUUCUACAAAAUGUGGACGAAAACAAGCUAGAGUUGGCCCUCUUGGAGGAGAAAUUUGGUGCAUUUGCCGGGUUCGCCAAGAUACGGCUCAUUAAGUUCAGGAAGUUAGCAUUUGUGGAUUUCGACCUGGAGCCUGCGGCCACCGCUUGCUUGGAGAAUAUCGACCACGGCCAGUUCGGCAACCUGGCGCUACUUUCCUAUGCUAAAAAGUGA